Messenger RNA from Camellia sinensis, 1910 nucleotides. RefSeq names its product protein NRT1/ PTR FAMILY 5.6. NCBI's taxonomy places the organism in Eukaryota, Viridiplantae, Streptophyta, Magnoliopsida, Ericales, Theaceae. The record is from RefSeq and is a predicted model, not a curated record. Gene Ontology annotation, molecular function: tripeptide transmembrane transporter activity; dipeptide transmembrane transporter activity. Gene Ontology annotation, cellular component: membrane. Gene Ontology annotation, biological process: transmembrane transport; dipeptide transport.
AAAGCAAAGCUGCCACCCUACCAACAAUCUUUGCUAUCACAGCAGAUAUAUAUCCUCUGCAAUAUCUCUUAGGAGAGUCUCAUUGUUCUUUUUUCUUUGUUCCCAAUUUGAAAAGUGAGUGAACACAUAACCUGAAAGUGAAAAUGGAACAAACAAAGGAAGAAGUAGAAUCAGUAGGUGUUGAUGAGGAGAAAUGGGUUUAUGAUUCUUCUGUGGAUCAUAAAGGAAGGGUUCCUCUCCGAGCCAGCACCGGUGUAUGGAAGGCCUCACUCUUCAUUAUCGCAAUUGAGUUCAGUGAGAGGUUAAGCUACUUUGGCAUAGCAACAAGUUUAAUCAUAUACCUGACCAGGGUGAUUCAUCAGGACCUCAAAACAGCAGCAAAGAGCUGCAAUUACUGGAUUGGUGUUACCACUAUUAUGCCAUUGUUUGGAGGGUUCUUAGCCGAUGCUUACUUGGGUGGAUUCUCUACUGUGUUGGCUUCAUCUAUUGUCUAUCUUCUGGGUUUGAUUCUCUUGACAAUGUCCACACUGGUUCCAAGCUUAAAGCCUUGCAGUGACACCGGCAUUUGUCAAGAACCGCGAAAGAUUCAUGAAGUAGUCUUCUUCCUUGCAAUCUACCUGAUCUCCAUAGGCACUGGAGGUCACAAACCAUCAUUAGAGAGCUUUGGAGCUGAUCAAUUCGAUUAUGAUCAUCCUGAGGAAAGAAUAAAGAAGAUGUCUUUCUUCAACUGGUGGAACUUUGGCCUAUGCUCUGGCUUAUUGCUUGGUGUAACAGUGCUUGUUUAUGUUCAAGACCAUAUGACUUGGGCUGUUGCAGAUGUUAUACUCACAGCUGUAAUGGCUACUAGUGUGGUGAUUUUUUGUAUCGGAAGGCCGUUUUAUCGGUACAGGAAACUGACAGGAAGUCCCUUAACACCGAUGUUGCAAGUUGUUGUGGCUGCCAUUAGGAAGAGAAAUCUUCCUCGUGUUUCGGAUCCUGCUGAAUUGUAUGAAGUUCCAAAGUUGCAGAAGACCAAGGGGAGGCUUCUCUGCCAUACUGAUAAGCUUAAGUUUCUUGACAAGGCCGCAAUCCUAGAAGACAAACAUACUUCAUCCCAAAACCAACAAAAUCCAUGGAGACUCACAACUGUAACCCAAGUCGAGGAAUUGAAGCUAAUCAUCAACAUGAUUCCCAUUUGGCUCUCCACCUUGCCAUUCGGUGUUUGCAUCGCACAAUCCUCAACAUUCUUUAUCAAACAAAGCAUCGCCCUCAAUCGUAAAAUCACCCCCGAUUUCACAAUCCCUCCGGCCUCAAUCUACUCUCUCACUGCCAUCGCAAUGAUCAUAUCGGUCACCCUCUAUGAAAAGACCCUUUUACCCUUAUUAAGGCGCGUGACAGGCAACGAGCGAGGCAUCAAAAUCCUCCAGAGAGUGGGGAUUGGGAUGUCAUUUUCUGUCGUGACAAUGGUUGUCGCAGCCUUGGUGGAAAGAAAGAGGCUAAAGCUAGUAGAGACCGCUUCAACUUCCGCCUCGAUGAGCGUGUUUUGGUUAGCUCCCCAGUUUCUGAUCAUUGGAUUCGGGGAUGGAUUUGCAGUAGUGGGAUUGCAAGAGUAUUUUUAUGACCAAGUUCCCGAUUCGAUGAGAAGUUUGGGAAUGGCAUUUUAUUUAAGUGUGUUCGGAGUUGCGAAUUUCAUUAGUAGUCUGUUGAUCACGGUGGUGGACCGUGUGACGGAGAAGGAAGGAAAGAGUUGGUUAGGGAAGGACUUGAAUAGUAGCCGAGUGGACAAGUUUUAUUGGCUGUUGGCAGCCAUCGCGGCGGUGAAUUUGUGUGUGUAUGUGUUGUUGGCUAGGAGGUAUUCUUACAAGAAUGUGCAGGGAAGGGGUGCUGUGGCUGUGGCUGAUUGCGAAAUUGCUACUCGUUUUCAAAAUUGA